Molecule: messenger RNA, 3303 nt
Organism: Brettanomyces bruxellensis
Lineage: Eukaryota; Fungi; Ascomycota; Pichiomycetes; Pichiales; Pichiaceae
Exons: 2
Coding region: 1-3303 (1100 amino acids)
Biological process (GO): transmembrane transport
Molecular function (GO): transmembrane transporter activity
Source: RefSeq, a predicted model, not a curated record
AUGUUGUAUUCCAUAUUGCCAGAUAAAGUUUUUCCAACUGAAGAAAGGAAUGAAAAGUGCAUUGGAAAAUCCAGUCAUCUUUCUGAAGAGGUCUUGGAGGAAACCCAUAAUAGUAAUGUAAGCAGUGAAAAUGUAUCUGAGUUUGAUUCAAUGGCAGACACAGAAACAUUGAAUUAUGAUUAUGGCGCCAUGAAUGGAAUUAUUGAAUCCUUAGACGUACCUUUGACUAGCGGCUCUUUGGGGAAACAAACGACUGUUGGAAAGUUGUCUUUUAUUUGCAUCGAACUUUCCCUCUUUGCAAAUGUCUUUUUAACUGGAUUUGAUAGUACAGUUACUGCUUCUAUCUACACAACGAUAGGAGAUGAGUUUAAUGCAGUCAGUACUGCCUCUUGGAUAACUACUUCUUAUUUGAUUACAAGUACGGCUUUUCAACCCUUAUACGGUUCGUUCUCGGAUGUCUUGGGAAGGCGCAUUUGCUUGAUUUCGGCUACAUUUCUCUUUAUUUUAGGCUGUCUUGGUUGUGGAUUAGCAACACAUAUCUAUACAUUAGAUAUAAUGCGCGCAAUUUCUGGAAUAGGUGGUGGUGGCUUAGUAACAUUGGCCACGAUAAUUAAUUCUGAUAUUAUUGCUCCGGAAAAAAGAGGAAACUGGCAAGCCUUUCAGAAUUUACUUCUUGGUUUUGGUGGGAUUUGUGGUGCAUGUACAGGAGGGCUAAUUACAGCUGUAUUUGGAUGGAGAUGGUGCUUUUUAGUGCAAAUACCUAUUGGAGCAUUAUCAAUUGUAAUUGGGUAUUAUUAUGUCAUUGAUCCUGAAAAUUACAUUGAAAGCAGUAUGACCCUAUCAAAGAUAGAUCUUAAGGGAUCUAUCACCUUAGUGAUAUCACUUUCAUUACAGUUGCUAUACUUAACCAUUGGUGGAAAUGAAAUUGGAUGGUUUGAUAACACUGCAUUGCUUCUUAUUCUAAUAAGUGUGUUCAUGCUUAUUUUGUUUAUAUCUACGGAAAUAGCCACCAACGCACUCCCAAUUUUGCCACCUGAACUUCUGCAAAAUUCUUUCAGUAUGAUUAUUUUAUCCAUUGGGGUACUUGUUGGUUUUGCAAGCUAUGCCUAUCUCUUUUUACUUCCUGUUUUAUUUCAAAUUGUUCUUGGAGAUAGUAUUUCUAUGGCAGGACUACGUUUGGCCUUUCCAUCAAUUUUCACUCCGAUUGGUGGAUUGAUAACCGGAUAUUUCAUGAAUAAAAGCCCGGAUACAUUAUUCGCCUUAGUUUGUUUUGGUUGCAUAUGUAUGUUUAUUGGAAACUACCUUUCCUUACUCAUACAUAAAAAUUUAAAUCCAUGGUUGUUGGCGUUGUAUCUUAUUCCAGCAAAUAUCGGUCAGGGAAUGAUAUUUCCAAGCUCUUUGUUUUGUUUCAUUUACUUUUUUGACAAAGAAAAGCAAGCCAUAGCAACAUCUACGGCGUACUUGUUCAGAAGCAUAGGUAGUGUUUGGGGUGUCGCCUGUUCUGCAUCUAUUGUUAAGCAUUAUCUUAAGAUCUAUGCGGUCCGUAAACUAAAAGAGAUACCAGGAAUGGAUGAAGAAAAAAUAAUGUCUGUUCUUAAAUCCGUAUCCCAAGAUAUCUCUAAAAUUGGAUUUUUGGACCCAAUUGUCAGUGAAAUUAUUAACUUUGCUUACGCUUCCAGUAUUCGGAAGGCAUUGGAAUUUUCGUGCUUCUGUUGUGUUUCUGCCGAUUGGCAGUUUAGAUCAAGACCAGAUUUAGCUCCUCCUAAAUUGAACAUUACAAUUCCUGCUACCUCAGAAGCAGCCCCAGGUUAUAUUUUUUGUGCACCGUUUUCAGGUUAUGCAGACAACAGAAAUCAUGGUCCAAGACAAGCUGCUCCCUACAUAUUUACACAAGAUGGAGAACUUGUUUGGUCCGGCUUCAGUCUCUUCUCGAUCUGGGCCACUAAUUUCCAGGCAGGUAAAAUUAAUGGUGAGAAUGUUCUUUUUUCUUUUGAAGGAUCGCAUAACCCAUUUUAUGGUCAUGGUCAUGGUCACAUCACCAUCCUGAAUGAUAAAUAUGAGACUGUCAAGGAAUUAAGAGCUGGUAAACAUAAGAUCUCAGACAAACAUGAAUUUAAUAUUAUUGAUCAAAAAACUGGAUUGAUUCAAAUAUAUCAGCCUGUUCCAACAGACUUAACAUCCUAUGGUGGUUCAAAAGAUCAGCAAUGGAUUGUUGACGCUAUAUUCCAAGAAAUUGAUCUUGAUACGGGCAAAGUUUUGUUUGAAUGGUCAUCAUUGGAUCACGCGUCGCCAAAGGAUUCCGUUGUUCCGUUAACGCCAGAUCAGGCUGGUUCCGGUUACAACUCCAGCGAUGCUUGGGAUUACUUCCAUAUUAACUCAGUUGAUAAGGAUGAAGAAGGCAAUUAUCUUCUAUCAGCAAGGGAUAUGGCAUCACUUUAUAAGAUUGAUGGCAAAACUGGUGAAAUUUUAUGGAAAUUGGGUGGAAUUCCUGGAAAGACCUCAACCAAUUUCACCGAGAACGAAGAGUUUAAAUUUGGUUUUCAACAUCACGCACGGUUCCUUGCAACAUCACCUGAUGGUAACAAACAGAUCAUUUCCUUCUAUGACAAUUCAGCUCAUGGCUCCGAAGAUAAGGACGGAAGAGUUCUUAAAAUUAAUGAUCAUUCUAGCGGUAAGAUUGUUGAAGUUGACACAAAGAACUGGACUGCGAAAUUAUUGCAAAACUACGAGCCUCCUUAUGAUUUGUUAUCCAAAUCUCAGGGCUCCACUCAGGUUCUUGAAAAUGGUAAUGUUCUCGUUAACUGGGGUUCUGAAGGUGCUGUUACCGAAUACACUCAUGACGGAGAGCCUAUUUUUCAUGCAUUUUUUGAUUCAGGAAGUUUGGGUGAUAAUGUUGAAAACUACAGAGCUUUUAAAUAUCAAUGGCAUGGGUUCCCAACGGAAGAUGUUGCACUUUUUAGUGAAACCACUAUUGAUAAUGAAACGAUAAUGUACGUUUCGUGGAAUGGUGACACUGAGACUAAGAAAUGGAAUUUUUACCGCGUUGGCGACAGUGGAAAAAGAACCAUUUUAGGUGAGAUUGAAAGAAGUGGAUUUGAAACUUCUUUCAAAGUUCCCUCUAUAGUUGAGGAUCCAAUAAUUGCAGAGGCAGUCGAUGCCUCCGGAAAUGUCAUUUCUAUAUCAAGUGCGGUCACAUCUGUUGAGCAGGUGCUACCCCUUAAUACCAAAAUUGAGAAGAGUAGCAAGGAUUUUCUUGAUUAUUUUUCAUGGAAGGCAGCCCAAACGUUUUUUUCAGGGAUUUAA